AUUAUGGACAGCGUAGAGGAAGUAAACAUAAAAUAGGUCUGGGUUGCGGAGUAGAAUUAGAAUGAGCAAUAGUUGUUUGUUGUAAUACUAAAAAUGGACCGUUUUUCGUGGUCAAAUGGGCUCUUAGAAAUAAACGAAACUUUAGUGAUCCAGCAACGAGGUGUCAGACUAUAUGACGGUGAUGAUAAGGCUAAGCUGGACGUUGGAGUUGUCUUGUUGAGCACCCAUCGGUUGAUCUGGAGGGACGUUAAAAAUCAUGAAUGCUGCAUAGCCAUGCCCCUGUCACAGAUCAUCCUCUUUGAGGAGCAAGCUGCAGGAAUUGGAAAGAGUGCAAAAAUAGUUAUCCACCUGCAUGCAACACCUGCCAACAAGGAGCCAGGACCCUACCAACACAGCAAGUACUCCUUCAUCAAGCUGUCCUUCAAAGAACAUGGGCAGAUUGAGUUUUACAGGAGGCUAACCGAGGAAAUGACUCAGAGGAGAUGGGAGAAUACACCAGUUUCACAACCCAUCUCCACAGGAACCGGCUCUCAGGCAGGAAGAAUACGCGCUGUGGGGAUUGUUGGCAUUGAGAGAAAGAUAGAGGAGAAGAGGAAAGAAACAGACAAAAACAUUUCUGAGGCCUUCGAGGAUCUCAGUAAGCUGAUGGUGAAGGCCAAAGAGAUGGUGGAGCUGUCCAGGUCUAUAGCCAACAAGAUCAAAGACAAGCAGGGAGACAUUACAGAAGAUGAGACAAUACGGUUUAAGUCCUACCUACUAAGCAUGGGUAUUGCUAACCCUGUUACCAGGGAUACAUAUGGAUCGGGCACACAUUACCAUAUGCAGCUGGCUAAGCAGCUGGGAGAUAUGCUACAAGCUCCUCUAGAGGAGCGUGGCGGUAUGAUGGCUCUCACUGAAGUGUACUGUCUUGUCAACCGUGCUAGAGGGAUGGAGCUUUUAUCUCCAGAAGAUUUAGUAAACGCGUGCAAGAUGUUUGAGUCGCUGAAGCUCCCGUUGAGGCUGCGUGUGUUUGACAGCGGUGUGAUGGUGGUCCAGCUGCAGUCUCACAGCGAAGAGGAAAUGAUAGCCUCAGCACUGGACAAUGUGUUAGACAAAGGCUCUUUGACAGCAGAGGAGUUUGCGAAGCUCUUGGGUCUCUCCGUUCUUCUGUGUAAAGAACGGUUGUUGCUGGCUGAGAAGAUGGGCCACCUGUGUAGAGACGACUCUGUUGAGGGUUUGAGAUUCUACGCAAACCGCUUUUGAACUUUUUACAGUCAUCAUUGUUGAGAUAGAAAAAAUAACUUAAACUGGGCUGCACUGUCUGUGCUGAUAGACUGAUUUAUUGCCACUACAUGUACUUACUGCGGUACAGCAGCAGAGUGCCUGCUGUACUUUAAGCGCAAUAAUGUACCUACCCAGUCUGGUAAUGAUUUUUGUCAACGGUUGGUGGUCCAGUAGUGGUAGAUCUCUGCAAUCCACUUAACGUACUACCAGCUAUUUUCUGUCUAGGUUUAAAGUUAGACUCAGUCUAUAAAGUUUAUCAAGGAGAUGCUUUUUGCUCUUGAAACUGAUCAAAUAAAUGCACAAAUACUGUACAUGCAGUGUUACCAGAUGUGCUCUACUUGAUGAAGUGGUCAUCAUGAGCGUUUAUUAAUAAAUGGGUUUGGGAAAAUUUAGUCAAUGGAAUACACAGUGUAAAUUUUUUCACAUAUUCUUGUUGCAGAGCUCACACCUUUUUUUAUUUUUUUAUUUUUAUUUUUUUAUAUACAAGUAGUGUUUGUAGAUUGUUAUGAAGAGUGUCAUGCUAUCUCAUCAUCUGCAGAGGCAAAGAAUAUGCCUACGUAUCAAGGUUUCAAUGAAUCUAAAAACCUUACAUCAUCUUUCAGCAUGUGUGUCAGCACUUUGGCACAAACCUGGUUUGUUUUCAAUGCGCUCUACAAUUAAAUGACUUUGACCGUGAUAUUUGUCUAUUCUCCAGUUAAAUUGUCAUUGAAUAACAUUUAAAAGGCAUUCAACAAAAAAACAUGCCUGAUCUGCUGUCACUUUUGUUCACAGCUAAUUAAAUGUAGGGCAUGUUGCUAAAAGUAAUUAUUCAGCCAAUUAAUCCCUUCAUUGCAGAGGUUGGGUUUAAAAAGAUCAGCACCCUUUAAAUUGGUGCAGUAACGCUUUCAAAACAAGUGUGUGUAAAAUGGCAUUACCAUAUCUACUCACAGUAUAUCAUACUAUAUAUUUAGAGUAACUAUGGAAGUAUUAAUAUAUGCUUGUGAUAAUGAGCAUAUUGUAAUAAAUCCCAACUGGUAGCUUCAUGUCUAAACUUUAUACUUUCUGCUGGAAGUGUUGCCACUGUACUUGUAUUUUUAAUAAAUGUACAUCCCUGCAGGGCUUCUUACACA
Messenger RNA from Etheostoma spectabile (orangethroat darter), 2372 nucleotides. It is a transcript of the gene vps36, whose product is annotated as vacuolar protein sorting 36 homolog. Bases 94 to 1242 code for a protein of 382 amino acids. NCBI's taxonomy places the organism in Eukaryota, Metazoa, Chordata, Actinopteri, Perciformes, Percidae. The transcript is spliced from 14 exons. Gene Ontology annotation, cellular component: late endosome membrane; ESCRT II complex. Gene Ontology annotation, biological process: protein transport to vacuole involved in ubiquitin-dependent protein catabolic process via the multivesicular body sorting pathway. The record is from RefSeq and is a predicted model, not a curated record. Gene Ontology annotation, molecular function: phosphatidylinositol-3-phosphate binding; ubiquitin binding.